AUGUAUCGUGCCUCAAAUACAAAUUGCUCAUCAAAAACCAACAAUAGUCUGGCUCAGAAUAACAUUAGUUGUUAUUUACAGAGUUCGAAUCGGCAAACUUCAUUUGCAACUCAAAAACUCUACAUACUGAAAAUGGAUCGAUAGACGAGAAUUUAGAAUACGAACUUGGAGAUGUGAAGUUUUACUUAUUUAAUAGGAAAGAUAUCACUGGUUCUGAUGCUUAUACGAUAAACCAUUCACAAAACAUCUCUUCUGUCUUUACGAACUUCAUUCAUGCAGCCAAAACAAAAAUUAUCGUUCAUGGAUGGAAAGGUUCUCUGAACAACCGCUUCAACGUAUUUAUGAAAAAAGCAUACCUCCCUCAAUACGAUUACAACAUCAUCAUCGUCGACUGGUCUGAAGCUGGAUCAUUACAGAAAUACUUUCGUGCUGUACAGUAUGUUCCUGGAGCUGCCGAAAAGUUGGCCAUCUUCAUCGAAAAGCUAUGUGCAGAGUUUAACCUCCGCCCGGCAGAUCUUCAUGUCCUCGGGCAUAGCCUGGGUGCGCAUGUUGCUGGUCUCAGCGGCAAGAAGCUAACCAUCGGAAAGUUAGGAAGGGUGACAGGACUAGAUCCAGCCAGACCAAGCUUCAGCUAUAAUCAUCCAGAGAAGAGGAUCAGUACUGAUUCAGGCCUCUUCGUGGACAUCAUUCAUACAAGCGGAGGAUACCUUGCGACUCCAUAUCGUAUCGGACACGCGGACUUCUUUCCUAACAACGGUCGUUGGAUACAGCCCGGAUGUGGAUUCGAUAUAAAAGGUAGCUGCAGUCACAGGAGAUCUUACAUGUAUUAUGCAGAGAGCAUAAAAAAUCCUCUUGCUUUCGUUGCUACGCCUUGCUUGGAAUGGAAGGUUUUCAAAGCUAAAGAGUGUGGGCAUGCUUAUGCUAAAGUAAACAUGGGCGAGUUCACGCCUAACUGGUAAGUAUUUUAGUCCAAACUAUUCUGAUUUAGUCUAAACUAAUUCUCUAUUUAUUGCUUUGCCAAUAAAUUUGUUAUUUAAAUUUAUUUAAAUAAGUAUUUGUUUACUUUAAUCCUUAGGUCAACAGUAAAUCAAACGUGACAGCUUGGUUGGAAAUAAUAAUUUCUCCCAUGAUGUUAUUCUGGUUUUAAAUGUUGGCUAGAGCAUCUUAGGUCCCAUCCUUUACACAGUAUAUACAGCU
This is a messenger RNA of Nezara viridula (southern green stink bug), 1197 nucleotides long. Lineage: Eukaryota; Metazoa; Arthropoda; Insecta; Hemiptera; Pentatomidae. The record is from the annotation of a GenBank genome assembly.